AUUGUGAUAAGUAGUUUGAGGCAAGCCGAGGGGGAAGACGAGCAAUGGGAAUCACAGGAGUGGAGCGACGAUGGCUACACGGACGAGCCAAUGAGGGGAAUGUGUGAUGAAAACUGGGACUUGUGGGAGGAAUGGAUGGGGUGGGAGGGGGCCGGCAUCAGGGACUACUCUUCCCACAUAAACCCCUACAUCUGAGCAAUUUCCUCCAGAUGAUCUUUUGAAGUCUUCCUUCAUGAAGACAAUGUACAUAGUCUCCCUUUUGAAAUUCUCAGCAAUUGUGGAUGGAACAUCAUGUAUAUAAUUUAUGGUUGCUCUUCUUACCUUUCCUAAUUUUAGGGUGGGAAGGGUUUGUAUUGCUCCAACAUUUGUCUCUUUCAAAUAAAAUCAUGAGGCAUGUAUGUUUAAACUGCAA
Elaeis guineensis (African oil palm) is the source of this 412-nucleotide messenger RNA. The record is from RefSeq and is a predicted model, not a curated record. NCBI's taxonomy places the organism in Eukaryota, Viridiplantae, Streptophyta, Magnoliopsida, Arecales, Arecaceae.